This is a messenger RNA of Lodderomyces margitis, 801 nucleotides long. It is a transcript of the gene VMA8, whose product is annotated as H(+)-transporting V1 sector ATPase subunit D. Gene Ontology annotation, molecular function: proton-transporting ATPase activity, rotational mechanism. Gene Ontology annotation, biological process: vacuolar acidification. The transcript has a single exon. Gene Ontology annotation, cellular component: vacuolar proton-transporting V-type ATPase complex; fungal-type vacuole membrane. NCBI's taxonomy places the organism in Eukaryota, Fungi, Ascomycota, Pichiomycetes, Serinales, Debaryomycetaceae. The coding region runs from base 1 to 801 and encodes 266 amino acids. The record is from RefSeq and is a predicted model, not a curated record.
AUGUCAGGAGCCGGUAAUCGUGAACAGGUGUUUCCCACACGUAUGACGUUGGGAACUAUGAAGAGUAAAUUGAAAGGAGCCCAACAAGGUCACUCCUUGUUGAAGAGAAAAUCUGAAGCAUUGACCAAGAGAUUCAGAGAUAUAACACAACGAAUCGACAACGCAAAGACAAAAAUGGGUAGAGUUAUGCAAACAGCAGCCUUUUCCUUAGCAGAAGUUUCGUAUGCCACCGGUGACAAUAUCGGGUAUCAAGUACAAGAAUCAGUUAAUAAAGCAAGAUUCCAAGUUAAAGCCAAACAAGAAAACGUUUCCGGUGUAUACUUGCCUACAUUUGAAAGUUCUAUAAAUGAAGAGAUAAACGAUUUCCAAUUGACUGGGUUGGGUAGAGGCGGUCAACAAGUACAGAAGGCAAAGCAGGUUUACACCAAAGCUGUUGAAACGUUGGUUGAAUUGGCAUCAUUGCAAACGGCAUUCAUCAUCUUGGAUGAGGUCAUCAAGGUUACAAACAGAAGAGUUAAUGCAAUUGAACAUGUCAUUAUUCCCAGAACGGAAAAUACCAUCGCAUAUAUCAAUUCCGAAUUGGAUGAGUUGGAUAGAGAAGAGUUUUAUAGAUUGAAGAAGGUUCAGGAGAAGAAACAGGAAGCAGCUGCAGUCGCUGAAGCCGAAGAUAAAGUGGAGUUAGCCAAAGCUGAGGGUACAACCGAUGAAGUAGGUGUGCAAAGAGACGUUGAAGAAUUUGAUGUUAGAGCUGAUGCCAAGGGUAAUGUAUUGACAGAGACUGAAGACGAUGUUAUAUUUUAG